AUGCCUGCCGAGUUCCUUGCUAGCAACCCCCCCCCGCUCUGGCUCACUCUCUACCACAUUGUCACCCGCCUCCCUGACUCUCUGCGCACAGUCAGGGAUUCCUUUCUAGCUCGCUCCCCUACUGAGCUCACCAUUGCCCUCCUCGAGAAGGACCUACUUGCAGCUGAGGCGAGCAUCGUCGCUGUAGGUGCCUCUCGUGGCGAGCCCCGCACCCCCUUCUUUGAGGGGUGUUCCCCUUCCCCCCUUCUCCCCUCUGUCGCCUCUGCUUCUGCUGUCGACCUCCUUGGUGCUGAGAAGGUCGGGACCGCGUCUGCUCCGAGGAGGAGGACCAAAGGAGGCAAGGGUGGAGGAGGAGGCCGGGGAGGCGGGAGGAGUGGAGGAGGGGCUGGAGAGACUAGUGGCGGCAGUGGGGGUAGUGACGGCAGCGGCGGAGGCGGUGGCAGGGGCGGGGGCGGCAGCGGGGGCGGCGGUGGUCGUGGCAGCGGCAGGGGAGGGGGUGGUCGAGGAGGUGGCAGCGGCGGUGGUGGUCGUGGAGGCGCUGGCGGUGGUCCGAGCCAGCAGCACACUCCGUCGCUCCAGGAGGCCCGUGAGUGGUAUGCGCAGCGUGGGGGGGCGGGUGGCCUUAGCUGCACGUACGUCAUCCGCACUGGUGACCGCACUGGUCAGACGUGUGGGAAGCCGCACCCCACGCCGCGCUGUUUCGCGCGCCUUGACGACGCUUGGCGCACUCAGUUCCCUGACGGCAAUGAGCUGCCCCGCUGGUUUGAUCUGGAGAAGAAGGGAGUUGAUAUCUGGGCUUUAGACUUUGAUGCUAUUCUCACUGCCAUGUAUGCUAUGUUUACUAGUGGAGAGGGUGCUCAGUACUUGCGUGUUCCGCCCGACCCGGGCAUUCUGACCAGUGAGGCUGCUGCUCUAGGUGCUAAUGAGUCUGCAGCUCCAGGUGCUCGCGUGUCUGCUACCUCAGGUGAUGGUGAGGCUGCCGCUCUAGGUGCUGGUGAGUCUGUCUCCCCUGGUACUGAGUCGACUGAGGCACUGCACACCUUCACACUGGACUCAGGUGCUUCUCGCUGUUUCUUUCGAGACCGCACUGCCCUUGAGCCACUCGCUCGGCCAGUUGCUGUCUCCCUCGCUGACCCCUCUGGGGGUCCGGUCAUUGCGACCUCCUCCACUGUUCUUCCCUGUCCUGCGGUCCCGUCUGGCACACUGUCUGGUCUCUACCUCCCCUCGUUCUCUACGAACUUGGUGGCGGGUCGUGCGCUCCAGGACGGGGGUGUUCACCAGUUCACCCCUGCCUACGAGCGCGUGACACACUGCACGUGUGCUCGGACGGGCCGUCACCUGGCUACCUUCACUCGGGAGCCGGGAUCUCGUCUCCAGCUCAGCAAGCGUUUCCACUCCGACUUUCCUGUCCUGCGUCUGCACUCUGACAGAGGUGGGGAGUUUUCCUCCGGCCUCUUGGAGGCCUUCUGUCAGCAGGAGGGCAUUGAGCAGUCGUUCACGCUUCCGGCCUCUCCACAACAGAAUGGGGUUGCUGAGCGCCGCAUUGGCUUGGUCAUGGAGGUCGCUCGUACCUCCUUGGUUCAUGCGGCUGCCCCCCAUUUUCUGUGGCCGUUUGCAGUCCGAUACGCUGCGCAUCAGCUCAACCUCUGGCCCCGAGUCUCCCUCCCGGAGACUUCUCCGACCCUGCGUUGGACGGGAGAGGCUGGCGAUGCGUCGCGUUUUCGGGUCUGGGGAUCCCGAGCUUUUGUUCGCGACACGUCCGCGGACAAGCUCUCCCGUCGCGCUGUCCCCUGUGUCUUCCUUGGCUUUGUCCCGGACGCCCCUGGUGCUGAGGUACCAGACCCCCUCCCCCCUCAGGGUGCCGCUCCCUCAGGUGUGUCCCAGGUAGACCCGGGUGAGCCUGUCGAGGUAGCUGUCGACUCUCGUCCUGCUAGGGGUGCUGAGCCUGGGGGUGCUGAGCCUGGGGGUGCUGCGUCUGGGGGUGCUGAGCCUGGGAGUGCUGAGUCUGGAGGUGCGGAGCCUGGGGGUGCUGAGCCUGGAGGUGCGGAGCCUGGAGGUGCGGAGCCUGGAGGUGCUGAGCCUGGGGGUGCUGAGUCUGGGGGUGCUGAGUCUGGGGGUGCUGAGCCUGAGCGUGCUACACCUGGAGGAGCCCUCUCCUCCCGGCAGCUGCAGGAGAGGUACCUACAGUACUGCCGCCUCCGGAGAGGUGCUACUGGAGCUCGUACCAGUACUUCCCCUCCUACCCAGGAGCUCCCCCCCAUUCAGCAGAUCCGAGAGUGGUACACGCGGCGCUGCAGUCUUCGGAGUGGUGCUCCUGGUGCUGCGGACCCUGGGGGUGGCGCUGCUACUGGUGCUGAGGACCCGAGCGGUGGAGCUGCUGCUGGUGCUGAGGACCCGAGUGGUGGAGCUGCUGCUGGUGCUGAGGACCCGGACGUUGGAGCUGCUACUGGUGCUGAGGACCCUGCCGCUGGUGUCUCUGCUGGUUCUGGAGACGCUGCGCGGCCGCGACCGUACUUCGUACCACUUCUUCAGCAGGUUCUUGGUCAGGCUCCUCCUCCUUGUCCUCCUCCCUCCGUAGAGUGUCCUCCGCCUGUCCAGUCGCAGUCACAGUUACCGCUUGCCUCGCCUCUCCCUGGUCCCUCUCCUUACACUGGUCCCACAGGAGGUCUUGCAGAGCGUCGUGAGCCUGCGUCUCGUCCUGUGUCGCCUGUCCGUACUGCUCGCACUGGUCCUCCUCCUGUCCCUGGCACUCACUACAUGACUCUGCGUCCCUCCACUGCUCCUCAGCGUGUCCCGCUGCCGUCUCCUCCUGCGUCCUCUCUGCCUACUCUUCCUGACCCGGAGUCUGACGCCCGUCGUGCUGCCAGUCCCACUGUCACCCGUCUUCUCGCCACUGUUGUCACUGACCCUACCUUUGAGUCCUCUGCUGCGUCUGCUCUGGUCGCUGAGUUGAUAGACUUUGCUGCCCGGUGUCGUCUAGACUACGCCGCUAGCCUUGUUGCUGAGUCUGAGUCUGAGUCUGUCUGUCCUCCGUCCGUCGGGGUUGCCCCUGAGGGAGAUCCGGAUGCACCAGACAUCCCGACCCCGCGCACUUACGCUGAGGCGAUGGCGGGUCCCUACUCCUCUCAGUGGCAGACAGCCAUGGACGCAGAGAUGGCUUCCUGGAAGUUCACAGGCACCUACGUCGACGAGGUUCCCCCACCUGGGGCGAACAUCGUCAGUGGCAUUCAGCGAGAGGGAGUCGACUUCUUCCAGAUCUUCUCCCCCACCCCGAAGAUGACCACUCUUCGGGUGCUGCUGCACAUAGCCGCUCAGCGCGACUACGAGCUUCACUCACUUGACUUCAGCACUGCUUUCUUGCAGGGCAGCCUGCACGAGGAGAUCUGGCUGCGCCGCCCUCCUGGCUUCAUUGGGUCGGUUCCUCCUGGUACCCAGUGGAGGCUCCAGCGGCCGGUCUACGGUCUCCGCCAGGCACCGCGUGAGUGGCACGACACACUGAGGACGACACUUGCGGCUCUUGGGUUCGCUCCCUCUACUGCUGACCCGUCACUGUUUCUAUGCACAGACACCUCGCUGCCGCCGUUCUACAUCCUCGUGUACGUCGACGACUUGGUCUUUGCCACUGCUGACACCGCGGCACUCGCCCACGUGAAGUCGGAGCUGCAGAGGAGACACACGUGCACAGACCUGGGUGAACUGACAAGCUAUCUUGGCUUGCGGAUCACCCGGGACAGAGCACGGCGCACCAUCACCUUGACUCAGUCACACAUGGUGCAGCAGAUCCUCCAGCGCUUCCGCUUCACGUACUCCUCGCCUCAGUCCACUCCUCUGCGUACCGGUCACUCGCUCUCAGCUCUGCCUUCGGAUGAGUCCGUAGAGCCGAGUGGCCCGUAUCUAGAGCUUGUGGGCUGCCUCAUGUACCUGAUGACCUGCACUCGACCUGACCUGGCAUACCCUCUUAGCAUCCUUGCACGCUAUGUCGCUCCUGGCCGUCACAGGAAGGAGCACAUGGAUGCCGCUAAGAGGGUGUUGCGCUACUUGUGCAGUACGUCGGGCAUGGGGCUAGUGCUUGGAGGGCGGGACCGAGUUGUACUCACAGGACACUCAGACGCUUCUUGGGCAGACGAUCAGGCUACUCAGCGGUCGUCUCAGGGUUACACUUUCAGCCUUGGCUCUGGCUCAGUUUCUUGGCGUUCCACACGCUCUUCUUCUGUUCUCAGCUCCAGUUGUGAGGCUGAGAUCUAUGCCACAGCCAUGGCUGCCCAGGAGCUACGCUGGCUGACCUACCUGCUGACCGACCUCGGAGAGCGGCCUCGUUCUCCUCCAGUGCUGUACGUCGACAACAAGGCUGCCAUUGCCUUGUGUGAGGAGCACAGACUGGAGCACAGAACGAAGCACAUUGCCCUGCGGUACUUCCUUGCUCGAGAGCUGCAGCAGCGCGGUCAGCUUUGUCUGCGUUACGUGGCCACUGAGGCCAACACUGCUGAUGUGUUCACCAAGGCGCUUCAGCCUUGUGACCAUCAGCGCUUCUGCACUCUGCUAGGCCUUGUGCCUACUGGACCUCACUUGCUUACUUCUUGA
This is a messenger RNA of Closterium sp. Yama58-4, 4581 nucleotides long. The record is from the annotation of a GenBank genome assembly. Lineage: Eukaryota; Viridiplantae; Streptophyta; Zygnematophyceae; Desmidiales; Closteriaceae.